Molecule: messenger RNA, 381 nt
Organism: Cercopithifilaria johnstoni
Lineage: Eukaryota; Metazoa; Nematoda; Chromadorea; Rhabditida; Onchocercidae
Source: the annotation of a GenBank genome assembly
AUGAAAAGUCGCUUAUUAAGGAAUUGGUUUGGUUUGGCAAUUUUUGUCACAUUUCUUCUUAUAUUUAAUGUAUUAUAUACGGGUAUCGCAUGGCGGCAACUUCAGGAACGAUAUACAGAAUUAUCCCUAUAUGGCGCAGCAAAUUUUAGCGCAUCGAUGAAAGUGAUAUCAUCGAUAUUACAAUUGAACCGAUAUUUACAGAACAAAACGCUGUUCGUUGAUCCUCGCUUCAUUUCAAAAAUGCGAGGUUUUGAAACACAUUCAAUCGGUGAUAAUCAAUUACAUAUUGGUGAGGAGAGGCUUGAUGAUAUUUUAGAAACAAAUACCGUUAUGAUGGCAUUCUUUGAUCAGGAUAGGCUUGAUAUCGUAAGUAUCUCCUAA